AUAUUGCUUCCUCCCUCCCCCAUUAACAAAUCAACAACCUGCAACCACCCUCUCUCUCUCUCUCUCUCAGUUUGCUCUCUCUCUCUCAUCAAAUUAAAAGGGCAUCCCUUGUUGCCACCUUGGUUUAAUUACCAACAUCGUCAUAGAGUUGUAUAUCAUUCUCUCUUACUCUAUAUAUACAUAUAGAAGCUAUUAUUGUUAAUUAAGCAUGGGCAGUUGUAGUGAAGAUCAUGGAAUGACAUCGCCGAUGGCGAAAAAGGCAGAGAUAGAUACAAGAGCGCCAUUCCGGUCUGUGAAGGAGGCUGUCAUGUUGUUCGGUGAAAGGGUUCUAGCUGGGGAGCUCUAUACCAACAAGCUCAAAGAGAUGCAAAAUGGAGAAAGUGAAAACGGUCAUGAACCUUCCAAGCUUGACACUGUGACAGCUGAGCUAGAAGAGACGAAGAACAGCCUCCAAAAAGCACAGGAGGAAGGUCUGCUAAUGGCUACUUGCCUCUCGUCUUUACAAGAAGAGCUGGAAAGGACAAGGCGAGAGCUCCAAGAACUGAAGGGAAGAGAGACUACCGAUCGGAUACAAAUGAUAGAGGUGGAGAUUGAAGACCUCAAGUUUGUGGAAGAUUCGAAAGAGUUCGAGGUCAAGAAACAAUCAAGUACUAAUGAAGGAGUACUGGAGUUUCAGAAGAAGAGAUACGUAACGUUCGCGAAUCCGCCAUCUCUAACUCAAGUUAUGGUGCCAAAAGGUGAUGCAGUGCUAGAAAGGCACCCUUCUCUCAAGAAGAAGAAAAAGAAGCCAUUGAUUCCACUUAUUGGAGGGAUUUUCUCUAAGAAAAAAGGAAGCUCCGAUGUCUCAUCACCGCGAUCGAGCUUGAUAUAAACGCCAUGAAAGCAAUGGAAAAUCUUUCAAUUUUUACUGAUGUAUAUCAAUCAGCCUAAAAUGAAAUGAGAAUUGAAUUAUGUAUGUAUGUGAGGCAUAAUUAGGUUCCAGGAGAGAGUCCAUUUAAGAAGGUAUCAAUAAAUAUCAUAAGGGACUUAUAUAUAUAUACUUGUAUAAUUGAAUCAAUGUUUCAUUUAAGCCACUGGUGUCAUAUGAGGAAUGAAAUGUUUUCCCUUCUUCGAUCAAAUGGCAAUGAUAUCUGCAGUUUUAAUUUC
Molecule: messenger RNA, 1146 nt
Organism: Cornus florida
Lineage: Eukaryota; Viridiplantae; Streptophyta; Magnoliopsida; Cornales; Cornaceae
Product: WEB family protein At1g75720
Exons: 2
Coding region: 209-871 (220 amino acids)
Source: RefSeq, a predicted model, not a curated record